Molecule: messenger RNA, 8997 nt
Organism: Dreissena polymorpha
Lineage: Eukaryota; Metazoa; Mollusca; Bivalvia; Myida; Dreissenidae
Product: ATP-binding cassette sub-family G member 1-like
Exons: 15
Coding region: 99-2195 (698 amino acids)
Cellular component (GO): plasma membrane
Molecular function (GO): ATP hydrolysis activity; ABC-type transporter activity; ATP binding
Source: RefSeq, a predicted model, not a curated record
UUUACGAAAAAAAUGGCUGACACGCAAUAUGUGAACAUAAAGGAAUGACAUUAUUUGCGUGGAAAAUCGUUAAAACAACUUAACCAAAUUCGAAAACGAUGGCGGAGUUGCUAUCUGUCCACGUUCAUAUACCAUUGAAAGAUGACAUUACGUUGAAACAAUCCAAAAGUGCUGGAAUUUUAAAGGCGGGCGACCAAUCCUCGAAAGCUUCUAGCAAAUAUGACCUUCGCAAGAAACGCAAUUUUGACAUAGAGUUCCGAGAUCUGAAGUAUGUGGUGAAAGAUGGACACCAAAAAGGUACCAAGGAAAUACUGAAGGGCAUAUCUGGCCAGUUUAAAUGCGGAGAACUCACAGCCAUCAUGGGCCCAUCUGGUGCAGGAAAGAGCUCCCUCAUGAAUAUCCUGGCUGGAUACAGGAUCAGCGGCCUCGAGGGGGAAAUCCUGGUGCGCAAGAAGGAGCGAGACCUGCGCUCGUUCCGCAAGUACUCGUGCUACAUCAUGCAGGACGACCACCUGCUGCCCCAUCUGUCAGUGGAGGAGGCCAUGAUGUGCUCGGCCAACCUGAAACUGGAGGAGAAGAUGCCCAUGUCCGAGAAGGAAAACCUGGUGGAUGACAUACUUGAGACUCUGGGUCUCAUGGACCACAAGAAGACUCGUACCAGCAACCUGUCCGGCGGUCAGCGCAAACGCCUCUCCAUUGCCUUGGAGAUGGUCAACAAUCCACCUAUCAUGUUCUUCGAUGAACCAACCAGUGGUUUGGACAGCUCUUCCUGUUUCCAGUGUCUGUCACUGUUAAAGAGCCUGGCAGCAGGGGGUCGCACCAUCAUAUGUACCAUCCACCAGCCCAGUGCCAAGCUCUUCAUGAUGUUUGACCAUCUGUUCAUGCUUGCCAAUGGGGAGUGUGUGUAUGGGGGCGGUAUCAAGCACCUGCUGCCGUACUUCAAGUCCCUGGGUAUGGAGUGCCCUGCCUAUCACAACCCUGCAGACUAUGUGAUGGAGGUAGCGUCGGGCGAGGCGGGAGAAGACAAAGUCAAACAGCUUGUGGCGUCCGUUAGGUCUGGCAACAUGGACAAGUUUGUGGCCAGUCAGGCACAGGCGUCGUCAAACAGGACUUCCAAGAGCAGCAUGUCUUCAAUAGCCGAGGCCCCAGAGAUUGAUGUAGAUCCCUCGGAGAACGAUCAUCUGCUUACAACCAGGAACGACACCACCUACGUACCUGGCGAACACUUCCUCUCCUGCAAUGAGAAAAGCUCCGAAAUUGCGUCGACUUCAUCAAGAGCUAGUACACCUAGUUCUGAAUCUGGCAACAAGGACAUGAAGGGCGAAAAUGACUUCCACACGUUUAACACAUCCUCGUUUACACAGUUUAAGAUCCUCUUCUUCCGCACUUUCAUGUCCAUCAUGCGGGAUGCGACUCUGACCCGUCUUCGAUUGAUCGCUCACCUGAUCGUGGGCAUUCUGAUUGGCCUGCUGUACCUGGGCAUCGGUAACGAGGCGACCAAGGUGUUUAACAACGCCGGCUGCCUCUUCUUCACAGUCCUCUUCCUCAUGUUCUCCGCUCUCAUGCCCACUGUUAUGACAUUUCCGAUGGAGAUGACUGUGUGCAUAAGGGAGCAUCUUAACUACUGGUACAGUCUCAAGGCGUACUAUUUUGCUAAGACAAUGGCUGACCUCCCGUUUCAGAUCAUCUACCCCCUGAUCUAUGGCAGCAUAGUGUACUUCAUGACAUCACAGCCAAGUGACCUGAUGAGAUUCGUCAUGUUCCUGACCCUGGCAACACAGACUUCUCUCGUUGCCCAGUCACUGGGGCUGCUGAUCGGGGCCGCUACAUCUCUCCAGGUUGCAGUAUUCUUGGGACCAAUAACAUCAAUACCUCUUCUUUUGUUCAGCGGGUUUUUCGUGAACUUUGACACCAUACCAAUCUAUCUGCAGUGGAUAUCCUACAUGUCAUAUAUAGGGUAUGCCUUUGAAGGUACACUCCAGGCAGUGUAUGGCUUCGACAGGGAGUCGCUAGACUGUGAGAAAGAUAUACGCAGUCCAGAAUGUCGCCACUUUGAUCCGGAAACCAUUUUGUCUGACCUUGAUGUUGAUAAAGCAAAGUUCUAUGUAGACUUCAUAGUUCUGUGCGCGUUCUUCGUUGUCCUCAGGGUCAGCUGUUAUUUUGUCUUGCGUUGGAGAGUUAAGGCCCAGAGAUGAACAAGUUUUGAUGGUUAAAUCCAAGAUAUAGACCUUUCCGGUUAAACAUUAUGAUGGAUAACUUUCUUUUUAUGGAAUCAUCAAGUGAUGAAGGCCUGAAUGACAAUAGCUUAAAUGGUUUCAGCAUCCUCCAGAAUGUUAAAAACUAGUCUUGGUAAGAUUAUAUUAAUAAUAAUUUCUUCUUAACGAGCUCCACGUUUCCAUAGAGAUUAAGGCUGAGAGUUGAAUAUGGAAAUGAAAUCCAGACAUCUCCACAUUUUAAUGACCUGGCCCGGUUGUAUUUAUCACCUUUCCCAUAUUCAAUCAUCAUAUGUUGGAGGAAUGAAGACCCAGGUGAGAAAUGGUCAAGGCGAUUGAUAAUUGCUUACUCUGAAAGGGAUGAUUCCUUCGAUAAAAGGUCGGAGUCCAGAAAGAAAGGAUUGCGUUGUCUCCUUACAUCAUGUAUAGGGAAAAAGAUGUUAGAUACUUCUUUUUCAAAGAAUUUAUUUGUAGGUGUGAAAGGUUGUUAUUUUACUGAGAAAAACACAAUGUAUGGACUGUAUAAAUUAUAUUGUACAAGAUAUUUUUACAUGUGUACUUCUUUGACACUUUCUUGUAGAAAAUUUUUCACAAGAAAUAAUAUUUGUGUUUGAUAGCUGCACAGCAAUGCAUGGUUUUCUUUAUUUUAGAGGUAGUCUUCAUUACGUAGAGGGUAACGUUUGACAAUCAAUUAUGUGUAGUACACAUUGUUAUUAAAACUUUUUAAAACUUGCAAAAAAAAAUCACGUUUUUUUUUUAAAUCUCAGUACAGCUUAUAAAAUGAAAUCAGAGCAAAGAUAUUUUUUGCAAUGACGAUGACCUAUGUACCCUGUACUAAGACAUUUAAAGUAACACUAACCUUUUUGUGGGAAAUAAAUGACAUGUUUUUAAUGGUCAAUGCGCAUUAAAAACAAAUCCCAGGAAAGGUCAUGAUAUUUGUUAACAAUAAUACUGAUGUUUGGAACAUGUUUGUUACUUCUGUAAAAAUAUAUUGCACUGUGUUUGUAACUGUUCAAUUUAUAAGCAGGUUAAAUUAACAUGUUGAACAUUUCCAAACUUAUCUGCAACUUGAGGGUUAGCAUGUAACUGGUGUAUCUUCUUCAUAUUUCUAUAUAAGAUGCAAUAGUUUUGCAUUUAACCCGCAAACUAUUGGCGAUUUUGUUUCGGGUUGCCAAGUGCUGUUAAAAAAGUCAAGGUUUGCAUUUGAAACUGUAUUAUCUGAUUGUAAAAUGUUAUUUGAAGUUUACUUGCAUUAGGUAUUAUCUUCACACAAUAUUGUGAUGGUCUGCACUGAACACCUUAUGAUGCAAAACUAUGUUGUUUUUUUUAACCCAUUUAUGCCUAGUGGACUCUCCCAUCCUGCAAAAUUGGAUCAAUUUAUUAUGGAUGUCUUGUAUAUUUAUUUCUAUAUUUAGAAUAUUUCUUACGAAAAUUCCUUUAAGCAAACAGCGCAGACCCUGAUGAGACGCCGCAUCAUGCAGCGUCUCAUCUGGGUCUACGCUUUUUGCAAAGGCCUUUUUUCUAGAUGCUAGGCAUAAAUGUGUUAAUCGCAAAACUAACCGAUUGCUGUAUGGACACUGCCAUGUAACCAACAAUUCAUUUUGUUAGAGUUCAAUUUUAUUGAAAUGGUAAUUUUAAUGGAACAAGUGAUGUACAAAACCCUAACACAUGUUCUGAACCUGUUAAACGUCUUGUGGAAGAUUCAAUUGUUGUUUUCUUUCAAUUGUUGUUUUCUUAAUGUUAACUAAUUUUUUUAUAAAUUAUAUUUAAUUUACUGAGUGCAUUUAUGUUGAUAUGCACAGUAACUGAUAUUUUAUAAAUGUUAUUACAUUUUUGUGUGAAUGCUUGAUAGCUCAAAAGUGUUGCUAGUAAAUACAGUUUUGUUUUUGUUUUGUUAUGGUUUUGACCAGUACAGCAUAUGUGCUUUUUCUGCUUUGUUAAGUCUUUACCACUGAGAUUCGUAUUUUGACGCAUUUGCAGUCCCUAAGAAAGUCAAUUUAAUUAAAAUUCUUUUUUACAAGAUAUAAAUUUGAAAUGCUUCAUUUUCAACCCUUAGAUACUGAUGAGCAGCAAACAGCAUAAAACCUGAACAGACUGCGAGUUACUCACAGGCUGUUCUUGUUUCAUGCUGAUUGCACAUAGCCAUUUUCACUUUGCUUCUGAGUGGGACAGGAUUAAUUCGGCUUUACAUGUUUUAUGGAUCAUUAUUCAGCAAGAAUAUUACGCAUAUUUGUGUAUAUGAAUUAAAUCAUCAUUGUUAACAAACUGCACACACUAUUGCAGAUUGUCAAUAAACCAUUUCAAAAGUAAUUUUGCCAGAACUGACUAAAACUCACAUGUUCGGAUUCAGUCAUUGAAGGUAUUUGUAUGUAAAUACUGUAUCUUAUAUGAUUUUACAGUGUUUUUUAUUGGUAUUGUAAGGAUUAUUUCAUGAUAUGGAACAAUAUAUGUUUGGUCUGUUGUAAAAAAGGGUACACACUCUUAUUAAGUAUGCAAGAUUUCUCUAUAUGUGUUUGAUAGUUUUGUUAUUAAAAUUUAACAAUUGAAACUUAAUUUUUUCAACAUGAGGAAGAAAAUAUUUUGUUGUUCAACUUAUAAAAAGCCUAAACAAACAUACUUUUGUGUUGUUUUUAUUAGGCCUUAUUUAUUUACACUCGUACAAUUAAAGUGAUAUUAUGGGCAUUUUUCACUGAUGAAUUGAGCUGAAAUGAAUUAACAAGUCAAAAGAGUUAGUUUAAAUGUGGUAACUGACCAAUUAUCUGCAACUCAUCUUGCUACCAGUUGUUUAUAAAAAUAUAUAUUAUAUUCAAUAUUUUACAUGACUCACCCAGUCCUCUAAGCCGAAAUGAUCCGUAAAACUAGAUUGUGUCUUUGUGCGGUAUGAACAAAUCUGCUCUAAAACUAAAUUUAGAUUCACAUCGUACAUCGAAUGAUUUCUGUCAUCAGUUGUCAAAACGAGAGUACGCUAGAUAUUCAAAUGCAUUAUUUUUCUCUUUCCGUGAUAUUAUAUUAGUAUGUUGAUGCUGCAUUAACAAAUUAAGUGUAUAUGAAGUGAAAACACCCAAAAUAAACAACUGUUGCGAUAGACACCUAUAAACAUAGCAUAUACUGUAAGAUGCCCAUAAUAUCACUUUAAUGUUUGUUUUUUAUUACAUACAAUUACUCCUAGUUUUCUGAAACUGACAGGCACUUUCUUAGACAAAGUUAGUAUUUUUCGUGACUCCAAUUUUUCAGUAACCCAGAUUUUCCCUUAUAAUUAGGGGAAUAACAUGUUUGCAAUGACACAUAACCCAAAGAUGGUCAUAAAACCUUGCAGAUGAAUGUGAAUGUUCAAAAAAAUCAAACACAUAAAAUUAUUUUAAAAUUUUGAGACUGCAGAGACAAAACUAAUUAUUUAUAAGUGUCACAAAACUUCGAGUAUUAUGUUAAAAUUUUGAGACUCAAACAAAACUUAUUAUUUUUAAGAGUCACAAAACUUUGAGAAGUUACUAUAAUGUUCAAUACUGCAACAUAUAUUUUUCACUCAGGUAUUGUCAAUGUCUGGUCAUAUUGACACUUGUUAAUGUUAUUGUUAUAUCUUUGUUUUGAUUAUAUCCAUGUCAUCAUCAUUAUGCUGAGUAAUUAAGUGGUUGUAUUAAAGUGUCCUCUCAUAUUUUUUAAAGAGUGUAUUCAUCCUAAUUUGUUUAAGAGAUAUUCUCAUUGAAGAGAAAAGUAAUUUUAAGGUUUGUACUUGACUUAAAGAAGAAAAUGCGGUAAGGGCAAUAUAUAUAUAUAUAAGUUAAAGUUUUCUUGGCAUUCAUGUAUACCGGUAACUCAUCAGUCAUUUUGUUUUCUGCUAUUUAAAUAUAAAGGUCAUGCCAUUUAACCUCACUAUGUCAACUUGCUCUAACUGAAUCAAUUGGAACAGAAAUAUAUGAACAUUUACAGUAUGGCAUACACUUUUUUUAAUCAUUUACUUAUUUUAAGGUUAAACUGUUGUUGUUUUUUCUAUGCAAUAAUUCUCAUAACCUUUAUUAACUUUUCAAUUUUAAUGUUAUUUAAAAUAAUUUUCAUUUAAAGAGGUUGUUUUUUACUGGGUAUCUUUGUAAGUAUCGUUUAAUUAAUGUGAACUAAUAUUAUGGAUUUUGUAUAUUGUUGAGCAUUGAUUGCUAAUAUGUUUGUUGAAUACGCUUGUUUCAAGUAAUUCAAGGAACAUUCUUGUUAUAUUUUGUAUUUAUAGUGUGAGAAGAUUGUUAAAUGUCAGCCUUUAAGCUACUACAUCACAGAUUGCAAAAAUGAAAAAAGUGUUUGAUAUCAAUUUUAACAAUGAUAUUAUUAAACAUUCAGCUUAAAAUAAUAAUAAUAAUUCACUCUUUCAAUGAUCCAAAUUGUCAUGUUAAAUAAUUUCAACCUAUGUUAAAGGAACUUUCAAAAGCACCUUUUAGAUGACUCUUUUUAAAGUAAAAAGUAGCACGUGGGGCAAAAAUGCUGAUUAUGUUCUUAUUUGACCUGCAUUUUUUUUAAGCAGUUUGUAGUUUAAAAAAUAUGGUGCGGUUAGAGCAUCUCUCUUUCACAUGGUGGAUCUAAUUGUAAUUCCCACAUGUGCAUAACAUCAUUGAAAAUCUCGUCUUCAAAUAGGCUACAUGUCAAUGAAUGGCCUCAUCCAUGUUCAAAAGGCUCCACAUAACCAAUUAAUAUUACCGAUUAAAUAUUGACAAGUCCUACUCAAUUCAAACAUGGGCUUUUCCCAAAGAGUUUAUUAGUACUACAUUAUUUGUUAACUAAUGUAACAUUUAAUAAUGUUUAGUUGACUGCAUUUUAUGAGGAUUUUUUCUUAACAUUAAAAAAACGUUUCGUUUUUUCCACAUUUUAAUAAAACAUUAAUUUUCAACACUUACAAAACGUUGUUUCGACACUAAUAUACAACAGUUUUUGGCCACCCUUUUAUUUGUCUUGCAAUCUGUGACAUGGCAGCUUCAAAUGUUUAAUGUGCAAUGUAGAUAUGUCCGUCAUUAUGUAUAUAGGUUUUUUUCUUCAAUUUAAACUUUUUCAAUGAACAUUUUUGUUGCUUUUUCUGUAAGAAUAGUAGGUUGAAAAUAUGUCUGUAUAAUACGUAGAGGGUACCUUGACUUAAGUAUUAGAAACAGACUUGUGUUGUUUGUUUUACGCAUUUACCUCUUUCUUUACUGUUGAAUUCAUUAUAUCUAAGUAAACGAGAGUUGUGCUGCGAGUAUAUUCUUUGCAGUAACCAAAACAAUUAUCAUGAUGUUAUUGCAAUUUAUAAGAAUGUGCACAUGAAAGUUAAAUUCUUAAAAACCUUGUUUAAGGAAUGUCUAGCACACCGUUUGGUAUUCCGAUAGGGAUAUUAAAACAAUGAGAACAUCAAAGUUACAUAUUAGUUGUUGAUAAUAAUUAAAUCUAGACGCAGAGCUUAUUUAUAGCCUGAACAAUGGAUAUACUUUUGGUCUGAACAAUUUGGAAAAUAGUUCAAAAUUUAACUCAGUGUCUCACAUGUUGAUGAAUUAUGUUAUGAACCACUAUCCAUUUGGAUGCGCUCUAAGUUACAUCCUCUCACAAUAAAAAUCGUUUAUUGACACUAUAUUGUUUCAGUCUUCAGGAUUUAUACCCAACACCGCUUUCCAACACCUAUUGCUUAUGUAAAAAAAUAUUAUGUUGUGUCCUCGUGCAUUUCAGUUUUUUAGCUCAUCUAUUUUUUGAAAAAAAAUUAUGAGCUAUUGUCAUCACCUUGGCGUCGGCGUCGGCGUUGGCGUUGGCGGCGGCAUCCGGUUAAGUUUUGCGUUUAGGUCCACUUUUCUCAGAAAGUAUCAAUGCUAUUGCAUUCAAACUUGGUACACUUACUUACUAUCAUGAGGGGACUGGGCAGGCAAAGUUAGAUAACUCUGGCGUGCAUUUUGACAGAAUUAUGUGCCCUUUUUAUACUUAAAAAAUUGAAAAUUUUGGUUAAGUUUUGCGUUUAGUUCCACUUUUCUCAGUAAGUAUCAAUGCUAUUGCAUUCAAACUUGGUACACUUACUUACUAUCAUGAGGGGACUGGGCAGGCAAAGUUAGAUAACUCUGGCAUGCAUUUUGACAGAAUUAUGUGCCCUUUUUAUACUUAGAAAAUUGACAAUUUUGGUUAAGUUUUGUGUUUAGGUCCAUUUUAUUCCUUAAGCAUCAAAGCUAUUGCUUUCAUACUUGCAACACUUACUAACUAUCAUAAGGGGACUGUGCAGGCAAAGUAAUGUAACUCUGACUGGCAUUUUGACAGAAUUAUGUGCCCUUUUUAUACUUAGAAAAUUGAAAAUUUGAUUAAGUUUUGUGUUUAGGUCCACUUUAUUCCUACAGUAUCAAAGCUUUUGCUUUCAUACUUGCAAGAUUUAUGAACUAUCAUAAGGGGACGGUGCAGGCAAAGUUAUGUAACUCUGACUGGCAUUUGGACGGAAUUAUGGGCCCUUUAUACUUAGAAAAUUGAAAAUUUGGUUAAGAUUUAUGUUUUGGUCCACUUUACCCCUAAAGUAUCAUAGAUAUUGCUUUCAUACUUGGAACACUCACAAACUAUCAUAAGGGUACAGUAAAAGGACAAGUUGCAUAACUCUGGUUGUCAUUGUUACGGAAUUAUGGCCCUUUUUUGACUUAGUAACUUUUAAUAUAUGGUUAAAUUUUGUGUUUCGAUCCACUCGAAGUAUCAAGGCUAUUGCUUUCAAACUUCAAAUACUUACAUGCUAUCAUGAGGUUACUGUACCUGGCAACUUGAAUUUUACUUUGACCUUUGAAUGACCUUGACUCUCAAGGUCAAAUUAUUAAAU